This is a messenger RNA of Cheilinus undulatus (humphead wrasse), 761 nucleotides long. It is a transcript of the gene mrps11, whose product is annotated as mitochondrial ribosomal protein S11. Gene Ontology annotation, molecular function: structural constituent of ribosome; small ribosomal subunit rRNA binding; mRNA 5'-UTR binding. The transcript is spliced from 6 exons. Gene Ontology annotation, cellular component: mitochondrial small ribosomal subunit; ribosome. The coding region runs from base 94 to 678 and encodes 194 amino acids. Gene Ontology annotation, biological process: translation; maturation of SSU-rRNA from tricistronic rRNA transcript (SSU-rRNA, 5.8S rRNA, LSU-rRNA); ribosomal small subunit assembly. The record is from RefSeq and is a predicted model, not a curated record. NCBI's taxonomy places the organism in Eukaryota, Metazoa, Chordata, Actinopteri, Labriformes, Labridae.
UCCAGGUUUGGAAACCUGUCAAUGUCACGUUUGUAGUGUGUUAAACUGAUGGCUUUCGGUGGUUAAAUACUUUAUUUUUUAUAUAUAAUUAACAUGUAUCACUUAAACUGUGUAUUAGUAAAUUCUGUGAGAAGCGUGUGUCGACAGCUGGCUGCCAACGGAAGCGCACUAUGUGGAAACAGUGGGCUACAGAGAGCAUUAUGUACCAGCACAGUGAGACAUCAGGAGACUGCAGCAUCAAGCACAGACUCACAGAAAACAUCCAAAGACUUCAGCCAUGUUCCUCCUCUGCCUGGUCAGGAGAGUUCACUCAGAUGGGCAGGGAAGAAGUUUGAAGAGUUACCUAUCAUUCACAUUAAAGCCACGUACAACAACACACACAUCCAGAUGACAGACAGCGAGGGGCAGUCUCUGGUCAGGACGUCCUGUGGAACAGAAGGCUUCAAAAAUGCCAGGAAGUCAACACCCGUUGCUGCUCAGACUGCAGGAAUCUCUGCUGCUGCGAAAGCCACAGCAAAGGGAGUGACAUUUGUCCGAGUCGUGGUCAAAGGUCUCGGUCCUGGACGUCUGUCUGCGAUCAAAGGCCUGACAAUGGGCGGCCUGGAGGUGGUAUCGAUCACUGACAACACCCCUGUGCCACACAAUGGAUGCCGCCCACGCAAAGCCAGAAGGAUGUGACCUCAGCAAAGACUGAAAGCAGGAGGAAGAACCAGGAGGAAGCCGUGUGUUGUAAUGUGCUAAUAAAGUGUUUUGUUGUCUAA